AAAACCGUAUCAAUGAUUAAACAAUUUUCAAGUUUGAUUUUAUUAUUUUGUACUUUAAUAUGCGCAAUAAACAGUGCACAUAUUUUGGGCAUCUACCCUUUGCCUGGUCAUAGUCACUAUCGUUUGGGCUCUUCUUUAUUUAGAGAAUUAGCAGAAAGAGGACACGAUGUAACAGUAAUAUCUCCAUUUAGUGAAAAAGAUGUUCCAAAAAAUGGAACUUAUCGAGAUAUAGUCCUCGACGGACUAUUCGUAGGAGAUGAAAAACAUAAAGGAAAACAAUGGAAUAUGUUCAAAAGAGAAGGCUUGAAUCCUUUUGUUGGUACAUACGUGGUGGCAACCAUGGCAUCUAAAUUUAUUAAAAUGUCGCUAAACCACACCAAAGUUCAAAAAUUGUUGCACUCAGAUGAAAAAUUCGAUGUAGUUAUUACAGAUAAUUUUCUGAGUGAUGCUUUUAAAGCAUUUGCGACACAUUUCGACGCCCCACUUAUCGUACUCAAUCCUGUAGGACCCAACUUUUGGAUAAAUCCUCUGGUUGGCAAUCCCUCACCACCAUCAUACAUUCCCGAUAUUUUACUCAAUUAUUACCAUCCGAUGACCUUUUCCGAAAGAAUGGUAAACACUCUAAUUUACGGUUUCAAUUUUCUGCUUUAUAAUUGGUUGGUGUAUCCCCAACAUAAUGAAUAUGUCAAACAAUUUAUUCCGAGAGGAGGCGAAUUAAAAGACAUUCUGUAUAACACCUCUUUGGUACUUUUAAAUUCCCAUCCAAGUCUCAACCAACCUGUCCCUCUAGUCCCCAACAUGAUUGAAAUUGGAGGAUUUCACAUGAAACCACCCAAGAAACUACCAGAAGACUUACAAGAAUUUUUGGAUAUUUCCAAAGAAGGAGUGGUUUAUUUCAGUAUGGGCUCAAAUCUUCAAAGCAUUUUAUGGCCAAUUGAAAAACGCGAAGUUUUCUUGAAAACCUUUGCGAAACUUAAAAUGAAAGUUCUAUGGAAAUGGGAAGACGACGAACUUCCAGGGAAGCCACCAAAUGUCAAAAUAUCCAAAUGGGUGCCCCAAAUGGACGUUCUUGCCCAUCCAAAUUUGAAACUUUUUAUCACCCAUGGUGGUUUCGUUAGUUCGGUUGAAACAGCCUAUCACGGGAAGCCCAUGUUGGCUAUACCUAUUUAUGGUGAUCAAAGAAACAAUGCUAAUUUUGCUUAUAAAAGUGGUUUUGGACGCUAUAUCACUUUUAGCAAUCUUACAGAAAAAAAUUUGCUUGAAGCUAUAAAUGAAAUGCUAGACAAUCCCAAAUAUAGUGAAAACGCUAAAAUCAGGUCAAAAAUUUUUCACGACCGUCAAGUCCAUCCAAUGGAUACUGCCGUUUUUUGGGUUGAAUAUGUUAUAAGACACAGAGGGGCACCACAUUUACGAGUUGCAGCCCUCGAUUUGCCAUGGUACAAAUAUUUGCUAGUAGAUGUUAUUGUUGUCUUAACACUGGUAUUGGGCUCUCUAAUUUUCAUCACAUGUUUCAUACUUAAGAAGGUGUGGAAAAAGAUUUGUACAAAAAAAAAUACGAAAAAGGUAAAAACCAAUUAAUUAUUUAUAUUUAUAUUGAUAAAAAAGAUUUGAAACA
Tribolium madens (black flour beetle) is the source of this 1615-nucleotide messenger RNA. RefSeq names its product UDP-glycosyltransferase UGT5-like. The record is from RefSeq and is a predicted model, not a curated record. Bases 13 to 1578 code for a protein of 521 amino acids. NCBI's taxonomy places the organism in Eukaryota, Metazoa, Arthropoda, Insecta, Coleoptera, Tenebrionidae. The transcript has 4 exons. Gene Ontology annotation, molecular function: UDP-glycosyltransferase activity.